UCCGCUGGAUCCAUUGUGAGGAAAUUGCCAUUCGCCGGCAGCGGCGGCACAUCUGGGCGGGCGCAUCUGGCAAACAACAUCGGCUCCCGCCGCCUGCCUCCAACGUCCUCCAACCGGCCGAACGGAUCUCACCGGGCCGCCGGGGAGGCUCCUGCUCGUCAGCCCCGGGCUCAUUCUUUCGGGCUGAAUCUUAAAAAAACCCUGGCAGCGCGGGGGGUGGGGUGGGGUGGAAAUAAAGGCUGCUAUUUUUUUCCCCUGGGCUUUAUUUCAUGGGGAUGUGUUCAAGACAAGAGAGGAUUCAGAAGGAUAUUGACGUUGUGAUCCAAAAGUGCAAGGCGGAGAAGGACUGCCUGUUUGCAGAUUUCAGGUACUCAGACUCCACCUUUACCUUCACCUAUAUUGGAGGCUCCAAAAGUGUGUCCUAUUCAGUGCAUGUCUCUGAGGAUUACCCAGAUAACACUUACGUUUCCAGUUCUGAUAACGAUGAAGAUGUAUUAGUCACAACAGAGCCAAUUCCAGUAAUUUUCCACCAAAUUGCUACAGAAUUAAGAAAAACCAGUGAUGUCAACUAUUGCUUAUCCAUAAAGUCAAAAUUACAGAGGGAGAAUGGAGAGGAGUCACGGCACAGCAGCACAGUUGAAGAAGACUCUGAAGGAGAUAAUGACUCUGAGGAAUUUUAUUAUGGAGGACAGGUUAGCUAUGAUGGAGAACUUCACAAGCACCCACAGCUGGAGGCUGAUUUAACAGCAGUGAGAGAGAUCUAUGGACCUAAUGCAGUAUCUCUCAGGGAAUAUGGAGCCAUUGAUGAUGUAGAUAUUGAUCUACAUAUUGAUGUUAGCUUUCUUGAUGAGGAGAUUGCUGUGGCUUGGGAUGUAAUUCGCACAGAGCCUAUAAUAGUGCGCCUGCACUGUUCACUUACACAGUACCUAAAUGGUCCAGUGCCAACUGUGGAUGUAUUUCAGAUCUCUACUAAGGAAAGAUUUGGGCUGGGACAUCAGCUGAAAAAAAUUAUGCAGACAUUUGUUACACAACAGUGGAAGAACAGUAAAGAAAAAUCUAACUGUACGCACAAUAAAAAGGUGUCUGACAAAAAGGUGAAAUCCCCUCUGCACAUCUUUUCUACAUUGCGCAGGCACAGAAUUUCAAAGAGAAAAGACAUUAGAAAGCGUAAGAAAGAGUUUAUGAAUAGUUUGAAUGAAUUUGAAUGUAAUACGAUUUCUGCCAGUUGCUCAUACUCGUCGCCAAGUUAUCCUCCACCUGGCUGUGGUAAAAAUAAAUCGAAACUGAAGUCAGAACAGGAUGGCAUCUCCAAGACUCACAAAUUACUGAGAAGGACUUGCUCUAGCACAGUGAAGGCGGAGGAUGUGUGUGCCACAAAAUCUCACAGAACCUUUGGCCGCUCGUUAUCGAGUGACCCUAGGGCUGAACAGACAAUGGCUCUUAGAUCGCACAAACUGCUGAGUCGCGCUUGCUCUGCAGCUGUCAAGCAGGAGGAGUGCAUCACUUUAAAGCCCCAUAAGGUGUUAAAUAGGUCGUGCUCUGGGGAUCCUCGAUGUGAGCACAACAGCACCUUGAAGCCCCACAAACUUUUAAGCAGAUCCUACUCCAGUAACCUUAGAAUGGAAGAAUUGGAUGGAUUGAAGAAUCACAAGUUGCUCAGCAAGACUUACUCCAAUGCCCCUAAAUCAUCCAAAAUGGAGCCUUUCAAGGAGUCCACCAUGGCAGAGAGCAGGAGGCUCUCUCUUACCUCAGGGCUUAUUGGUAUCUUAACACCAUCCUCAUCAUCACCUUCACAAGCUGCUCAAAAUUAUGGUGCAAAAUGCAUUCCAGUGCGAGACCGUGGCUUUCUUGUACAGACUAUUGAAUUUGCUGAGCAGCGGAUACCAGUAUUGAAUGAAUACUGUGUAGUUUGUGAUGAACCUCAUGUGUUCCAGAAUGGCCCUAUGCUAAGGCCCACUGUUUGUGAACGGGAACUCUGUGUAUUUGCUUUCCAAACAUUAGGAGUGAUGAAUGAAGCUGCUGAUGAAAUUGCAACUGGGGCACAGGUGGUUGAUCUGUUAGUAUCUAUGUGUCGGUCUGCAUUAGAAUCACCUAGGAAAGUUGUCAUUUUUGAGCCAUAUCCUUCUGUAGUUGAUCCUAAUGAUCCUCAGAUGCUGGCCUUUAACCCCAGGAAGAAGAACUAUGACCGAGUCAUGAAAGCAUUGGACAGUAUCACUUCCAUCAGAGAAAUGACACAGGCACCUUACUUGGAAAUAAAGAAGCAGAUGGAUAAACAAGACCCGCUUGCACAUCCUCUUCUGCAAUGGGUUAUUUCUAGUAAUAGAUCACAUAUUGUGAAGCUACCAGUGAAUAGGCAACUGAAGUUUAUGCACACUCCCCACCAGUUCCUUCUUCUCAGCAGUCCACCAGCCAAAGAAUCCAAUUUCCGAGCUGCUAAAAAUCUCUACGGAAGUACCUUUGCAUUUCAUGGUUCACACAUUGAAAAUUGGCAUUCCAUCCUGAGGAACGGUUUAGUUGUUGCUUCCAAUACGAGGCUGCAGCUCCAUGGUGCAAUGUUUGGAAGUGGAAUCUACCUUAGUCCAUUGUCAAGCAUAUCAUUUGGUUACUCAGGGAUGAACAAGAAGCAGCAGAAGGUGUCAGCUAAAGAUGAACCAGCUUCAGGCAGUAAGGGUGGUAAUACAUCACAGUCACAGAAGAAAGGACAGCAGUCACAAUUUUUGCAAAGCCGUAACUUAAAAUGCAUAGCCUUAUGUGAAGUGAUAACCUCACCUGAUCUGCACAAACAUGGGGAGAUAUGGGUAGUUCCCAACACGGAUCACGUGUGUACAAGAUUUUUCUUUGUUUAUGAAGAUGGUCAAGUGGGUGAUACAAGUAUAAAUACACAGGAACCAAACAUUCACAAAGAGAUUCUUCGAGUCAUUGGCAAUCAAACUGCUACUGGUUAAAAGGACCACUCUUAUUUAAUUGAUGUGAAGCCUUCCUCAGUCUCAAAGCUGGAUUUUGAACUGAAGAAGAUGCAAAAAACUAAUUUAUUAUUACUACACUAAGCAAAUUAACCAUUUGAAUACUUACUGUUUUCUUACUUAGUAUUUCGUAUCUCAUCAAAAUACCUGAGAUGGUAUCAAUUAGCAACUGCAGGGGUGCAAAGUCUAUUAUUAUACUAAAACAAUUAAUAAUUAAACAGGCAUUUGGGUUGCUCACAAUAAACAGACAUUAAAAAGGACUUUUGUGCUCAUAUUUUUAUACUAAGCUUCAAUUGGAAGUUUUAGUACUGUAUACUGAUAUUUUAAAUUUAGAAUGAAUUACAAGUAAGAGAGAAGAUUUUAUAGCGGAGCACCUGUAUUAUACAGGAUACUUUGCAAUAAGUAAAAUAUUCUCGUAUUAAAACACAAUAAAAGGUUGUCUGGAACAUGUAAAAUUGAAGAGAAUGGUUACCUGCAGCUAUCUUUGAUUCUUUUUAUUUUACACAAAUGCAGUUAGCAUUUAAACUCAAAGGUGAAACAACAAUGCAUUUUUUAUUUACUGGGUGAAACAAAGCAAAAUGAAUGUGAUGGUAUAUAUUUAGCUUUCUUUAUCUUCUCUGAAACACUGUCUUACCCAUUAAGCAGCUCAGUUGCAUUUUUUAAUUAUACAAGCCUAGGAAACACCUGGAAAACCUAAAGCUGUUAAUUUCCUUUUUAGAAUUUUUGUUUUUAUAUACUAGAUUUUACAAUUUCAUUAGAUCAACAAGGUUUUUUAAUGUUUGCAUCUUAACUUCAGUGAAACUGCUCUGUGAUGAAAUUUAUCCACAUAUUUUAAAGUAUGUGCUGAGUUAAGGCUUUUACAUGGUUGAGUUGAUUGUUGGUGCACCAGAAAAUAUAUACAAAUGCAAAAUUCUCCUGAUUUUGUCUUGGUAAAAUAGUUUUAUUAAUUAAUUUCUAAGCUAUAAGAAAUCGAUUUAAAUAUCUCUGUCUUUUAAAUUAACAACUGUUUUUUCCAAGUGAGUAGGAUGGCAACACAGAUAGAGAAGGGUCCAGUCUCCAAGACAAAAAGCAUACCCUGUGCCCUGCUGAAUGCCCUUGGCAGCCCUCAUGGUGGCUAUCCUGAAGCAUCAACCACACCAUUGAAUAUGGAGAGCAAUUCAGCUUACCCAUCUGUGCAACUACUACAAGCCACCUCAGAAAGCAAAAAUAGACUGAAACCUCUCUUAUGUUACUUUCAUAAUAAAGAUACUAAAGCACCAA
Poecile atricapillus (Black-capped chickadee) is the source of this 4223-nucleotide messenger RNA. RefSeq names its product poly(ADP-ribose) polymerase family member 8 (gene PARP8). Gene Ontology annotation, cellular component: membrane; nuclear envelope; endoplasmic reticulum tubular network. The transcript has 27 exons. The record is from RefSeq and is a predicted model, not a curated record. The coding region runs from base 270 to 2945 and encodes 891 amino acids. Gene Ontology annotation, molecular function: kinase binding; NAD+ poly-ADP-ribosyltransferase activity; protein serine/threonine kinase activator activity. NCBI's taxonomy places the organism in Eukaryota, Metazoa, Chordata, Aves, Passeriformes, Paridae. Gene Ontology annotation, biological process: endoplasmic reticulum unfolded protein response.